CCAAAUAAGCCCCACCUCAUCACCCCUCUCAAGUCCAAGUAUCACAAGAAUCCUCUUCUUCUUCAAUAAUACCAGUAGCAGCAAAAAUCCUAUACUCCUCCUUUGAUUUCCUUCUCAUUCUUUGUGAAUCCGUACCAUCUGAAUUAUGAAAUUCGACCACAAUUUGCAUCAAGAACAACAAGAAAAAGAGCAAACUGUAGUCAUCCCGAGUGAAGAAAAUAUGUGCAGAACCAUUGAAGUUGCCAUCAUUGAACCGCCCUCUCAGCCUCAAGUCUUGCCUGCAGUGAAGCUCACGCCACCGCCAACCACCGUGAAUGAUGAUGAAGAGAUGUUUAUUCCUCCUCUCAACUUUGCUAUGGUUGACAAUGGCAUUUUCCGCUCUGGCUUCCCUAACUCCACCAACUUCUCCUUCCUCCAAUCCCUCUCCCUUCGUUCCAUCAUAUAUCUUUGUCCAGAGCCAUAUCCGGAAGCCAACAUGGACUUUCUGAUGGCAAAUGGGAUUCAGUUAUACCAGUUUGGGAUUGAUGGAGCUAAGGAACCGUUCGUCAACAUUCCAGAGGAUACUAUACAUGAAGCAUUGAAAGUUGUCAUUGAUGCGAGGAAUCAUCCUCUAUUGAUCCACUGCAAAAGAGGAAAGCACCGAACUGGUUGUCUUGUGGGAUGCUUGAGAAAAUUGCAGAGAUGGUGCUUGACUUCUGUGUUUGAUGAGUACCAACGCUUUGCAGCAGCGAAGGCUAGAAUAUCUGAUCAGAGAUUCAUGGAGCUGUUUGACACGUCUAGCUUCAAGCAUCUUCCAAUGCCAUUUUCAUGUUCAAAGAGCAUUUAGUUAAAUGCUGAAACUAUGUUUGUGACAAAAUACCAGGAUAAGAGCUCAUUCUCUCUAUCCGGAUUCUGCAUGUCAACGGACACAAAAGCAAGGCAGCUAGUAAAGGUUCUUCCCCCGUGAUCCCAGCUGGUUUGUUGGCUAUGUCCACUUCUAUACUACUUCAAGCAUAGUGCUUUAAAUCCACCCAAGGUCUGGUUCAAAAUUUACCAAGAUGAGCAGUUUAUUGAUGUUCCUGCUGAAAUAAGUUGCAUCUUGUAGUGCUUUAGUGUAAUGUAUUACUGGUUUAGGUGGUCAUUUUUCACUCUUUUCUCAUGUUAGCUCUUAGUCCACUCGGUGGAUGGAGCUGUUGAACAUUUACUCAAUUCAAUUAGAUUGUCCAAGUGCAUAUGCUCAUAUUGAACUACAUUUAACUGAGAUUUUGUUAUAUAGUUGAUUACAUGCUGAUUAUUUAUGAA
Molecule: messenger RNA, 1281 nt
Organism: Coffea eugenioides
Lineage: Eukaryota; Viridiplantae; Streptophyta; Magnoliopsida; Gentianales; Rubiaceae
Product: probable tyrosine-protein phosphatase DSP4
Exons: 6
Coding region: 146-826 (226 amino acids)
Biological process (GO): protein dephosphorylation
Cellular component (GO): cytoplasm
Molecular function (GO): phosphatase activity
Source: RefSeq, a predicted model, not a curated record